Dichomitus squalens LYAD-421 SS1 is the source of this 4473-nucleotide messenger RNA. RefSeq lists its product as uncharacterized. The coding region runs from base 891 to 4346 and encodes 1151 amino acids. The record is from RefSeq and is a predicted model, not a curated record. The transcript has 14 exons. Lineage: Eukaryota; Fungi; Basidiomycota; Agaricomycetes; Polyporales; Polyporaceae.
ACCGACACAAACACUGCAACUACGGCGUCGAGUGCUGGCACGUCAGUUGUCUAACCUUUGACACCCUGCUACCUCUUCGCUUGACUACAUGCAGUCUAUUUUCCUGAGGGAAACUUGGUUGUACUGCCCAUGCUUGCGCACGGUAAGCUCCCGUAUAUCGAAAACUGAUAUUUCUUUACGCAGAACACCUGGCCAAUCCUUGCCGCCGGCUCAAUGCUGCGGUUAUGGCUCGGUGUAGGGGUAGGAUCCCGUCUGGAAAGCCAGCGGUUGAGUCCUCCCGUACUACUUGAGGACAUCGCUAGCCGGAAUCCUGUCGAACUCUACAACGCGAGAACAGCACCAUCAAGCCUCGGAAGAAAUCGUGGAUUCCCUAUCGGGCGACGUCAUCUCAGGAUAUUCCAUCGACUGGAUCAGCUCUUGCCAGCAGCCUCGGUCUGGGCCCCACCAAAGGGAUUGCAGCUACCGAGGUGCCGAUGGUGUGGGCUAUCGCACGAACGACGGCAGUUAGACCGCCGAACAUAUUCAAAGGCACGCCAGUAAUUGAGGGAUCGACUGGAGAUGAUACUUGAUGAAUUAAGGGCUUGGGGAGAUCUGGCAUCCCACCAUCCCCACGACCGAAUCGGGAUCGCGAUACCGCCACGCCAAAACAGUACAUGCCCGUUGGAACCUGUGUGUGCGCGCUCGCGCACAUGCCGCCGAUCGCGACAGAGAUACUGAGGAUGCUGUCCAUCAGAAUAGCCCCUGGUGUUGAUAUGUGGCGGAAUCACGGACGGGACAAGAGCUGCAAGGAGCCGUCGAACUCCUGUGUUCCCCACUCCCCAAUACUCGUAUCGUCUCCCUAAGUUCCAACCCCACUCGCGUCGCGAUCUCGCUUCGGCCUGUCGUUCAAGAUGGGCAGCGGCACGGUCAAGAAGAAACUCAAACGCGUCACUGAUGUGCUCACCUCGAAGCGUGUGCAGAAGCCUGCGACGGCGGCGCCCUCGACUCCCACCAAGAAGGACACACGGGGGUGGCAAUGGCAUACUCCGCGUCGUCCCCAGGGCCGUGCUGACUGCGGCCACUCUCAGCCCCUGCCCGCUCUCAUCGGUUUCCUCGCUGCCGCUCUGUCACCCCGCCCUAAGGCAUCCGCCCCCGCGACCUCGCGAUCACAACCCGCGUCAUCCCCCGGACAUCCGCCGCUUAGCGAGGUCGCGCCUUGCUGCGACUUUGUUGCACCCUCGGUUCCUCUCGCAGCAUCUGUCCCGACGCCUUCCGACCACACACCGACUGAAACGACCACCCUCGACACAUCGCCCGACCACCAACCCACCGUUCAGGACGGGGACGCGGACUCUAUCGACUCGCGUUUGGAUGAUGACGACGUCGACGAUCAGGAUGGAGUCCAUGGCAAUUACCACCACCCUUCAACGCGCUGCCACAAAUUCCUCGAUUUCGGUUACGCCAUUCUCGCUAGGGACCUCCUCGAUGAACGCGAAACGCCACCCCUGGGUGACGCCUGCCCAGUAUGCCACGCGACAGUAGCUUCGAAGGCCCAGAAUCGCCGCACGCUCUACUACUGCGAAGACUGCUUUACACCCGUUCGGAAAUGCAUCGACUGCAUCCUCACCUCGCAUCGCGAACAUCCGUUUCACCGUAUACAUUCCUGGGUCGCGGAGAAGGGGUGUUGGUUGCGUGUCAAGUUGGGCGACAUCGGAUACCAAAUGGCACUGCACCACGGUGGCUAUCGCUGUCCCUCAGCUACAUCCGAGGGGCGAGACAUCGUUGUCGUGCACGAGCACGGGAUCGAGAGUGUGCCCGUCGUGUACUGUGCUUGCAUGGACGCUCCUCCGGAUCCCUCUCAACUCAUGGAGGCCGGCUUAUGGCCAGCCACCUGGGAGAAGCCGCGGAGCGCGAUCACCCUGGCCGCACUGAAGACCUUCCACAGCCUGAGUCACAACGCCCACACCAACGCACACGACUUUGUCGCUCACUUGGAACGGCUCUCGGAUGGGGUGAUAACUGUCGACGUGAAGGAUCGAGUUCGCGAGUUCAGAAUCGCAAUCCGGACGUACGGUUUCGUGCGCGCCUGCAGACGCGCGGGCGUUGAUCCAUGCAGUGAUCUCCCCAUCGGAUGUCUAGCGGUGACAUGUCCUGCGUGUCCGCAGCCUGGCCACAACAUGCGUCCAGGUUGGGAGGGCCGCGACGAGGAAUUUGCGCACAUGGACGCGCUACAUUUCUGCAUCGACGGAAACUUUCAUUUUAACCUCAAGCCGAAGCAUACCGAUCCCAAAGACUUUCCACUGACGAAGGGCGCCGCAUACUUUGCCCAUGAGGACGACUUCAAGGCAUACAUCGCCACAACGAAGCCGUAUCCUAAUGAACCUUCGAAGUGCAGUCAGUUCGUUGCUAUGGGAGCGGGCAAGUACAAGGGCCCAGUGUCAGGAAUCAUCGCCUUGGUAUGCCGUCACAACUUCGUUCUACAAGGGGGUAUCGUCGAUCUCACCAAGGGAGAGAAGUUCCUCUACACGGACUUUGCAUUCGUGUCCGCCAUGCAACGCUAUCGCGACCUCCGGAUGAUGGUGAUGAUGUACGACAUUGCAUGUCAGUACGUUGUCAAGCUCCCACGUCGGAUCGAGGAUCAGUUCUCCCCCGAGAAGGUCAAGGAUUUCAAGUCGAUCGACUCCGCUCGUCUCCCUGAGAAGUUUGUCGCGGGCAUCGGGAAGUACCAUGAACCCAUGCACACAGCGGAGUGCCGCCCGUUCAACUCUCUCCACAAACUUCCAGGCGUUGGAGACGACUUUGGGGAAAAUGCGGAGCAGAAGUGGGCCCAAAUCGAGGGUGCGACUGCUGCGACGAAGGAGAUGUCGGCUGGCCACCGGCAUGACAUCAUGAAUGACUUGAACAGCGACGAGAAUGCGCAGCUCGUACACGGCAUGGUUGAUCAUCUCUGCGACAAGCAUGAAGUCGCUGAACGACGCCUAGAGGACGCGAAAACCUACCUAGAGUCUGUGGAGAAGUCCAUCGACGACAGCGAACUCGUUUCCAUUUGGCAAAAGGAGCUCGCACAGUGGGAAGUCGACGUCGUCGAUCCGAAGAACCAUGCACACAUGAGCAACCCGUUUGAGAUUGCCUCCGAGGCGUCUCUCACUACGAAGAUGAUCGUCAACCAGCUCCAUGAUGAACACGAAAGGGACGGCAACCGGUACGGGGUCGCAACGGUGUCCGCCAUGGAAGCGGCCCUACAUCUCGACAAUCGACGCUUGGCUUUGCUGCGCAAGAUCAACAGUUGCGAUGGCACCGACAAAGACAGUAAGGCCAUCGGCGCGAAAUUGGAGCACUAUCGUCGCGACGCUCGAAUAUGCCAGGACGAGUGCCACAUACUGCUUGUGCCUGCUGUCGCCAAGGCUGUCAUGGAUGCACAGACGUCCUGCCAAGUGCUACCUCCGACGUUCCCUCGCCGCAUACCGUCGGACGACCUCGCGGAAAAGAUCGCGCCGUUUACUGACAAGCCGCCCUCGCAUGAGGUUGCGCAGGGAGGCAAAAAGCGGAAGUGUUUAUCGCGCGCCCAGAAGGCAUUGCAAGCGAUGGCGGCGGAGCUGCAGGAACCCGCGAUACUGCUUCCCUCUGCAUACCACCGACUUAUCCGGGACCAUGUCGGCAUGAAGGUCGCGGUCGCGACUGAGAGAAAGCUCCGGGAAGGCCUUGCGGCUGAGGCCCUCGAUCGGCUGCGGCUGCAUCUCACCACAUACAAGGCCCUGCAACUCCGGAAGACUCAGGUUUCUGGGGUCAUCAACAAUACGAACGUUGACCAACGCAUCGCGGAGAAGAGGGAGGCCACGGACAGAGCGAAGUACGAGUAUCGGAAGAACCGGCAUCUCCUGCGCAUUCUCGGCAUGCCCGAAGACGAUGCGAAGUUCAAGCCGCUCAAGGACAGCGAUUGUUCGGCGUUCGUGAUCACCGACGCCGAGCGGCAGCGAGGUGACAGUCACCGUCUGCCGAGCUGGAUUUGGGGUGACUUCAGCUACGUCCUCCAAGUCAGGAAUGGUGACAUUCGUCAGUUCCUCGACGACAGCCUCAAGGCGCACUGGUUCCGGCAUGGCGCUCUUGUUGGGCGCUGGAAGGAGGCUGUAAGGACGCGUCGCGAGGAGAUGUAUCGAACUCUGCGUUCGUAUCGUAGAGAUCGCGCGAAGUGGCUCACGAGGGCGGACGAUCGGGAGAAGGUCGGGCGUCUUGGUAGCGCGGCUUAUGCGAGAAGACAGGCUUAUCGUUAUCAGCGGCUGGCCGCUCGGGCCGAGACAAAGUUCCCCGACGUCAUCUACGAAGCCGUCGGAAUCCCUGCAAACAAGCGCAUUGACCCCGCCGGGUAGGGUGACUGGACUGCAUAGUAGAUGUCGGUAUCAUUGAUAGCCAUGUCGUUUUGAACGCAUAGAUGACGCGGUUUCGUUGCUGUGAGGCCCUUACAGUUGUCCUGAUGAAGACUGUUGAGCGAAGGUG